This is a messenger RNA of Eruca vesicaria subsp. sativa (arugula), 1252 nucleotides long. The record is from the annotation of a GenBank genome assembly. NCBI's taxonomy places the organism in Eukaryota, Viridiplantae, Streptophyta, Magnoliopsida, Brassicales, Brassicaceae.
AUGGAGAUUUAUAAUGAAGAAAUUAAUGAUCUUUUAGCUGUUGAGAAUCAGAGACUGCAGAUUCAUGAGCAUUUGGAGCGUGGAGUGUUUGUUGCUGGUCUUAAGGAAGAGAUUGUUAGUGACGCUGAACAGAUUCUAAAGCUUUUAGAUUCUGGAGAAGUUAAUAGGCACUUUGGUGAGACAAACAUAAAUGUUCACAGUAGCAGGUCUCAUACCAUCUUCAGAAUGGUGAUUGAGAGCAGGGGAAAAGAAAACUCUUCUACGGAUGCUAUCCGUGUCUCAGUCUUCAAUUUGGUUGACUUGGCUGGAUCCGAGCGUAUUGCUAAAACUGGUGCUGGUGGAGUGCGCUUGACAGAAGGGAAGUACAUUAAUAAGAGCUUAAUGAUUCUUGGUAAUGUUAUCAAUAAGCUAAGUGAAAGUUCAAAGCUAAGGCCACAUAUUCCGUACCGUGACAGUAAGCUCACUCGAAUUCUUCAGCCGGCGCUUGGUGGUAAUGCGAAGACUUGCAUUAUAUGCACUAUCGCACCCGAAGAGCAUCAUAUUGAGGAAUCAAAAGGAACUCUCCAAUUUGCAAGCAGGGCCAAACGCAUCACCAACUGUGCUCAAGUCAAUGAGAUCUUGACUGAUGCUGCUUUGUUGAAACGCCAAAAAUCAGAGAUAGAAGAGCUACGUAUGAAGCUCGAGGGAUCCCAUGCUGAAGUGUUGGAACAAGAGAUACUAAAGUUAAGCAAUCAGAUGCUUAAGUAUGAGCUAGAAAGUGAAAGGCUAAAGACACAACUGGAAGAAGAGAGAAGAAAACAGAAGGAGCAGGAGCAAUGCAUCAAGGAUCAACAAUUGAAAAUUGAGAACUUAAACAAUCUUGUCACUAAUUCAGACUUUAAGACGAACAAAUCAGAGUUUAAGAAGGAAGCCAGAUGGGCGAUGCAAUGUCAGUGAUAGCAGCGAUGUUCUUGGGACUCCUUUCUUUAAAUCAGCUGAACGUUCCUUUGUGGUUGCUCGGUCAAAUUAUUCAGGACUGUCUGAUUUUAGUCCGAUGGUUGAUUCACUAGGGGACGUGGCCGACGAAGACACUUGGACAAAACUAAACAAGGGUUUUGUCGCAGACCUUGAUCAACUCCAGUUUACACCUGCAUAUAAAAUUCAUAUGCAGACUAUAUAUUUCUUUUUUGUCAUCUUUUUUUUUUGUCAUCAUAAACUAUAUAGUUCUAUGUCAAUUAUAAUAUAACUUUAUACAAUUUAUCACAUAAUAAAU